Lindgomyces ingoldianus is the source of this 737-nucleotide messenger RNA. Its product is annotated as endo-1,4-beta-xylanase I precursor. Gene Ontology annotation, biological process: xylan catabolic process. The coding region runs from base 57 to 737 and encodes 226 amino acids. The transcript is spliced from 2 exons. NCBI's taxonomy places the organism in Eukaryota, Fungi, Ascomycota, Dothideomycetes, Pleosporales, Lindgomycetaceae. The record is from RefSeq and is a predicted model, not a curated record. Gene Ontology annotation, molecular function: hydrolase activity, hydrolyzing O-glycosyl compounds.
CCACACUUCGAUAUUUAACUUACUUACUCAGCAUUCGUCACUCAUCGGCCACCAUCAUGGUCACCUUCUCCUCCCUCUUCCUCGCCUGUUCAGCCAUUGCGGGAGCCUUUGCUGCCCCAAGCCAGGCUCUCGAUAAUCGAUCUCCUAGCGACCUUCUUAACACCCGCGCCGGAACUCCAAGUUCCACUGGCACGCACAAUGGGUACUACUAUUCUUUCUGGACGGACGGCGGUGCGACGGUGACGUAUACGAAUGGCGCUGGAGGCUCGUAUAGCGUCAAUUGGGGUACAGGCGGGAAUUUUGUGGGUGGGAAGGGGUGGAAUCCUGGGAGUGCGAGAACCAUAAACUACUCCGGAACCUAUACACCCAAUGGUAACUCCUAUCUCGCUGUAUACGGCUGGACCACCAAUCCUUUAGUCGAAUACUACAUUGUCGAGAACUACGGUACCUACAACCCAUCAUCUGGGGGUUCUAAAAAGGGAACUGUUAGUAGUGAUGGCGGGACCUACGACAUUGUCUUCAGCACUCGGACUAACGCCCCGUCUAUCGAGGGGACUAAGACCUUUCAGCAGUACUGGUCAGUCCGACAGUCGAAGCGUACUGGCGGUAGUGUCAACACUAAGACGCAUUUUGAUGCUUGGGCUAAAGCGGGAAUGAAGCUGGGGACUCACAAUUAUCAGAUCGUUGCUACGGAGGGUUACUUUAGUAGUGGGUCAGCUUCUAUCACCGUGUCUUAA